AUGGAAUGCUUCAAUCCGAAGGAGAAAGAAAACGAUAGAGAGAGAGAGAGAGAGAUUGGAGUGGACCCUAGACUCGUAAUCUAUGUUUUACUAAAAUCUAGAUACAUCCCGAAUCAGAAACACUGUGGGCCAUGAAUGAUGUAGAGAGAGAAAGAGACAGAGAGAGAGAGAGGAGCCGGGAGAGUCGUAGUCAACGCAGACCGUAAGAGGAAGAGAUAUUAUUAGGCCAUAAGAGAGAAGCUAAAAGCGCAGGUGGGGGUAUCGACAUCGGCACGUGUGAGAGGGAAGAAGGCGCGUGCGGGGAGCGGUGUGUGAGGUUAAUCGUGAAGGGGUAGAGGAAGGAGGGAGGAAAGGGGUGUGGACGGACACAUAGAGAGAGAAGGUAGAGAGAGAGAGAUUGUCUGGCGGGUGUCACGAGGAACGUGCUCGUAGAAUCUAGUGAGAGGUCGAGGACGAGCCGCGGAGUACUUUACCAGCCUCCACAUUCCUCUCUCUCUCUCUCCACUUUCUUCCUCUCUCUACUGGUAGUUGUACUAUAUAUAUUGGGGAAGGUGGGGGUAGGGGGAUUGGGUGGCGUAUGAUGGAUUGGUGGGAGAAGGCGGUCCUGCCGCCGGUGAAGCGAGCCUGGGUCGCCGUCGCCGCCGCCGCCGCUUCCCGAGCCAAGCCCGGUAGGAAGAUCGGUGAGCCCUCUUCCUUCUUUCCUUCCCGGUGACAUCUCUCUCUCUCUCUCUCUCUAUCUCUAUCUCUUGCCGGUCUAGUUUGUAGAGAGGGAAAGGGAGAGACUGGUUCGGAAUUCCUAAAUCGAAUCGACGCUGGAGGAUCGGAUUCACGGAAGAUCGACCUCUUUUUGGGGAAGGAUAGGAACCCCAGAGAGAGAGAGAGAGAGAGAGAGAGAUGGACGCGGGUGGCGCCGCCGCUGCGCCGCCGCUGCGCCGCCGCAACGGUUGUCGGUGGGGUGGGGAUGGUCGUUGACUGGGUUGUGCGUGUGGGCAGGGACGGGGAUAGAGAAGCUGGAAGACGACGUGCAGACGUGCGAGUACGAGGACGUGCAGGUGAUGUGGGAGAUGCUGAGGACGGAGAUGGAGAUCUCCUCGCAGAGGCCCAAGCGCAGGCGCGCGCCCCUCGCCAAGGCCUUUGUCUGGUUCGACCGCCCGGCGGCGCCGCCACCGGCUCACGGAGGUCUAUGCACAGAGCCCCGCGGAGGACGGCCGGAGAAGCGCGAGGUUCGCCGGCGCCGCCCUCUGCGUCGACCGCUGCCUCCCCAAGUGAACCACCACCACCGCCGCCGCCGGCGCCGCCUCCCCAGCUGUAUAGACGCCCUCUCUCUCUCAAUAGGUUCCUAGAGGGGAAGCGCAGGAGCCCCAUUGGAGGAUCGCAGAGCGAGGUCGAUCGACCUUGCCCACCUCUCGCAAUGAGUGGCUUUUUCACGGUCUUCUUCUUCUUCUUCUUCUUCCCCUUCUCUGUUCCUCCCGCCGGUGAGUCUGGAGGAGGAAGACGAUACAUUCUGGUCAUCUCUUCCCCCAAAUAAGAUGAACCCAUUCAAGAUGACUCAAGCCCACUCCGCCCCAUCAGACCAAAACUUAGAGAGAGAAGAGAGAGAGAGAGAGAGAGAGAGAGAGAGAGAGAGAGAGAGAGAGAUUGUUCACAGAGAAAACCAGUCAAAACAAUUAUCAGCGGUAAAAAAAAAAACUAACAAAAAGGGAAGAAAAUUAGAAAAGGGUACCUUGCGCAGAGUGCUUCUGAAUAAUUAAGUAAAUGAAUGAAUAAUCGGAUGAAGAUAACUGGCAGCAAUUAAACUACCCGAGAAAUUCUCAGAUUUUAUAAUAAAAAUGUCGAAACUGUCCUCUGAAUCCCUAGAAAUCACGUAUAGAUUACACAGGGCAUCUGCGGGCGUCAUCGCGGAGGGCUACCCACCUCCUCUGUCGAUUGAUUAGCUUGCUAUGUAUAUCUAUAUGUAACCGAUGAGGAAGGGCUUACCAGAGCUUGAGGAGGCGUGUGGGCCCAAGAAUUGUCCCUUCGGGCAGGUUGACCCCCGUUUUAUUCACCGUAUGCACCGAGACCAGAUGGGUCAACGCCUGCGCCGCCCCGGGGGGGUGGGAGGGGGUGGGUUUGGAAAGAUCAAAACUUUGCCCAGGAGGGAGGAGGGUUACUCUUGGAAAGAGCGGAGGCAUGCCUUUUCGAGCAGCGACGGCCAAUCUUCCCCUAGCUGCCGGGGGUUCAUCUCCAAGGCAACCCUGAGAUCCAGCAUCGACAGCGGACGACGGGUAUUGGAAGAUCCAGAAGUACUCAGUAGAUGUAGGUCAUUUUCUGGAGAUACGGCGUUGACCAUAUUUCCAUGAGAUUGCUUCUUGAAGGCCCUGGGAUUCACUGGUUCUUGCCCUGAUCUUGCUCCCACCAGGUCAACGCAGGAGGUGAUGAUCCGCUUCAGGUAGGCGUCCAGACCGUUGUUCAAGAGAUUGGCGCAGUCCACGGUGACGCCCUCCAGACCACGAGCUGCAGAUAUCUGCUCCAUGCGAUUCCUCAGAGCUUCGGUGUCGCAGAGCUCGCCGGAGGAGAAUCCGCCGGCGGUGAUGGAGGUCGGUGUAGAGCGAGAUCCACCGAGACUGGUCGGAAAGAAUGAGAUUCCCAGCGGCGCCAUUAUAGGACCUCGAUCAGAUUCUGCAUCAUCGAGAAAGGCGGCUUCUGGGGGAUCAUGCGAUGAUGGCUUCUCAACCUGCUGCUUCUUCGCAGACGCCUCUGCGCCGCCUCGUUCCACUGCGGCAGCGGCGGCGACGUUGACCUUCCCGUUCAGCCUCAGGUGGCUGGGCUGAUGAUCCUUCGGUCUGUAGAUCGUUGACCUGCUCCUGCGAGGUGACGAAGGCAUGAAAUCCCCAUUCGCUGAGGCUGGAAAGGGGGAGUGAUGGAGGAAGUCGCUGGCUGAAGGGGAUUUCUUCACGGCUGCUUUGUUCAGCUUCGGGGAGUCCCGGCCAUGGGGGGACGGAGAAAGGAGCUUGGCCUGAGACGCAUUCCAGAGGAUCGAGCGGAGGAACCGGUUGUGCAGGGCGACAUUCUCGAAGCCUAAAAUCUCCAGGCAGACCGCGUCGAAUUCAGCUUUUCUCAGCUUCUGGACCAGGAACCUGCUCAGAUGACUGAAAUAGCGCUGGGCUCUCUCGGGGCCGAUCUUCGCAGCCAUCUGCGACUGCAAAUCUCUGAGGUUGAUACGGGAGUUCUUCAGCGGCGGCGGCGGCGGCAUUUCUCGACGCAUCAACUCAUUUUCUCUACAGGGAUCAGAUCAGCGAGGCGAACUCCACAGUGACUGGCAGCAACAAUGCCGGGCGGCUCCCAUGCUCGAGCGGAGGGAGAAAAACCCUAGGGUCGCAUACAAGAGGAAGAACUCGUCGGCCGAAGAUCCCGAACUCACCUCACCGGAGGCGUCCUGCUUCCGAGUUCGAAUCUGAAGAACACUCCAGAGCAGAUCAAAACAGCAGCGGCCACCACCGCGAACACUCCCGAGCCGCCGACGAUCUUCCCCGUUCCUAUCACGAAUUCCUUGCGGAGGGAUCCGCCUCAGUGCUUCACAGCUCCCAAAUCCACUCCGGCGACGCGGAUCGCGCGGCUAUUGAAGCUAGGGAUAGCGAUUCCACGCACCGGCGGCAGAUCCAGCGGCGGCGGCGGCGGAGGAAGGUCCAGGGGAAAUAGGGCCGUGUUGCAGAGAGCAUUGAAGCCCUAAUUGAGAGCAGAACCAGGCGGAAACCUAGACCAGGAGAAGGACCGACUGACCUCUUGGAGCUCCCUCCCCCCCUUCCCUGCGACGCAAAACCAAGAGACCACGGAGAAAACCCCCUCGCCGGAAUUCCAGAUCCUGCGGUAGCCCCUCCCCCCUCUCCUCCUCCUCCUCCUCCGCCGCCGCUCGAAUUCGCCGCCCCAAUCGCCGCCGCUCCCUCUCUCCUCCUCUUCCGAGCUCCAAUUUCGCCGUUCUUUUUCAAUCCCCACACCCGCCCCACCCCCCCCCCCCGCACCCCCCCUCCUUCCUCCUCCCAGGGCUUGACUGAGCUCUGAGUAAAAACUGUGCUUCUCACCCUUUGACGGGGCUUCUCUCUCGUCCUCCUGUUCCGGAUCCAUGCCGGGUCCAUCCAAACUAGUUGACCGAAAGGUCUCAUCUAUCCGUUUUGUCGGAUAACGGGCCCACAUCAGGUCAACCUUUCAGGAGUCAACGCGAGCUGGAGGAGGAUCGAGGAAAAUAUCGAUACGGUCCCAACCAAGAUCUGCCCUCUAGGUCUAGUUGACUGCCGAAAUGUUGACCAGAAUGGGCCAGAGAUCCGACAGAGCGGAUUGAGGCGGCCUCUCGGUCAACUAGUUUGGAUGGACCCGGUAUGGAUCCGGGACAGGAGGACGAGAGAGAAAGAUGCCCGGUCAAAGGCCCCAUCCAGUGAAGAAGGGGGUAGGUUUUGAAAAGCGCCGUUUUACUCGGAGCUCAGUCAAGCCCGGGGAGGACGGAGGAAGGAAAUUGGGGCUUGGAAGAGGAGGAGAGAGGGGGCGGCGAGGGAGGGCGUGCGGAGGCGGUGGAAGGAGGAAGGAGGAAUCGCUAUCCCUGGCUUCAAUACCCGCGCGAUCCGCGUCGCCGGAGUGGAUUCGGGAGCGGUAAAGCACGGAGGCGGAAUCCUCCGCUAGGAAUUCGUGAAGGGAACGGGGAAGAUUGGCGGCGGAUCGGGAGUGUUCGCAGUGGUGGACGCUGGUGUUUUGAUCUGCUCUGGAGUGUUCUUCAGAUUCGAAUCGGAAGCAGGACACCUCCGGUGAGGUGAGUUCGGGAUUUCGAGUCGUCUGCAAACCUAGGGCCCUCGUUGAUCGGUGCGGGCCUGAGGAGGAGGAGGAGGAGGCAGAUGGUGGGAGACUUUAUAGGGCACACCGGCUGCCGGCAGCUGUCGCAGCUGCUCGCGGUCAUCGUCUUCUUCCACAGCUCGGAGUUUGUUCUGGCCAUCGCCAUUCAUGGCAGAUCCAAGUUCUCCUCGACCUGUAAGUAGCCUCUCCGUUCCUUCUUCACCGAUAUUUUAUGGCCAAUUAUGUGCCCUCCGUCACCUAUUCAGGGAUUCAGAUCGCAAUUGACCUCGUCGUCGGUGAGAUGUGCAUUAACUCCGUGAAGAGAGGGUCCAACGGAUGUACGACGAUCUAUGUGGAUGGGAUCGAACGUGAUGUUUAGAUCGAUUUGAAUUCGUGUUGAUCGAAUUCCGGAAUCGUGCAGGUUCCUCUCGGGGAUUCCUUCCAGAAUGGAAUCCUUAAUCAGGAAGCAAGAGGCGUACUCCGUAAAGUUUCCUUCUGGAUGGUAGAAAGCACUGCCGGUGGUUAAGAGGAGACUUGAUCAGACAGGAAAGGGAUUGGAAGACGUGAAAGAUGGAAGAUCAUAGGAUGUAAUUGGCAUAGCACGUCUGGUCUCCACCCUGGGGUUGAAGCGUGGAUUUUUCGUUUGAAGAAAACAUUGCAAAUGCGUAGAUUUCUCAAGGAUCAUGGGCUCCAUCCCAAUUACCCACGUUCAAAGCACCGUAGAAAUUGGUGAUAGAAAGUACAAAUCAUUAGAGAGCCUGGCAUUAAUGAUGUGUGGUUAUCCUUCCCCUCUUCUUAAAAAUGAACACAUAAAUUGUCCAAACCUAGAAACUUAUCAUGAUGCUCACAUCUCUUUGAAAACUUAUCAUCAAGGGAGUCAGUUGUUGAGUUCUUUAGAACAAAUUAACUGGAAUGAAUGAUUCAAAAUGAAAUAUCCGAUCUCGCUAGGCUUAGCUUUUGCAGAUUUUACGGCGAAGAAAUGCCAUAGUUUUUAAGCAAAUGGGCAUUAAAAUUAGCUCAGCUGUGAUUCCCAAAGAGCUACAUUAAGUAGGAAGAAAACAACAGAGGAGAAACUUUAAUGGAGUAAACGGUGGAUAAGAAGUAGAGAUGAGGAAUACCCUGAAUCUAUCACUGACAGAGAAUCAGAAAUUAAACACUGAGACUUUAAUUUCAUGCAGUUCAGAUGCAGUAAUUCUGGUUUUAACUUUGGAAAUCUUUUGGUAUCUUUUCCAGCGCUCCUGAUAAGCAAGCAAUACAUAAUCGCGAUGGUUUGUGCAUUGUUGGAGUAUGCUAUAGAGCUUGUGAUGUUCCCAGAAUUGAAAGAGCACUGGUGGGUGAGCAACUUUGGCCUUUUGCUGGUGGUGAUUGGAGAGGCUAUACGGAAGGCUGCUGUUCUCACUGCUGGACGUUCUUUCACGCAUACGAUCAAAAUCCAGCGUGAACAGCACCAUCAAUUGGUUACUCAUGGAAUUUAUCGGUAAUUAUUUAUGUUGAACUUUGCUUUAGUUUUUAGGACUUUUAACACUCUGAAAGAAUUGUGAUUGCAUAUUGAACUCAUCUGUUGGCCUCGUCAGCUCAAAGUAGUCAUAAAGUAUUGUUGUGGGAUAUUGGAAUAAUUUAUUGGCAGUAGCGACAGUGAUAUGGCUUUAUUGCAUUAAAGUGCAUGCGAAUAUGUAUUACAAUCUCCACUUCCAAGCUCCUUUAGGCUCUUCUUUCGUUAUUUUAAGAGGGAUGUACUUUUUUGACUCCCCUGCUUGAGGAAGACUGAAAGAUGGCAUGCAUUACUUCAUAAUAAGGCCAUAAUAAUGGCGUCCGAAAACUAUUUAAUGAGCUGUAAAUUGAGAAACGUUGCUACGAGGUCUCUGUGGGAAAAAAUUAUAUUCCAUUGAUUGAAUGUGCACUUAUGUAGUAAUUUUGUUGUGUCCGUGAAUGUUGGAAGUACCUUUUGUGCAUAAAUGCGAUUUCCAAGGCAAAAAAAACCUGUAUAUGAUUUAUUGGCUUAUUAGAUAAUAGAGAAAAAUCAACUAGAAAACUUUUGAUCCCCAGAAAAGCCCAUGCAAAAUGUCAAUCCAAAAUCCAUCACUGUGCUCGUUCUACACAAGCUUGUACCACCAACGUGUGAAGAAGGCCCUGAUUUAGGCAUGAAUUGGCUUGUAUACACAGUUGGGAAUCAUUUUCCGGGAACCCCUGACCUCCCCACCUCCUCCUCCCUCCGGAGUGAGAAAGAGUGGCAACAAUUUACUCACUGUGUUUGUUUCUCGACAGAUUCAUCCGUCAUCCAGGGUACUGCGGGUUCUUCUUAUUUGCAAUUGGCACGCAGGUGAUGCUCUGCAGUCCCAUCUCCAUAGUCGCCUUUGCAGUAGUCACAUGGCGGUUCUUCUACACGAGAAUACCGUACGUUCUUGAAUCCGCCGCCCUCCUGGUUAUUGCAUCGCUGCUGCUUUCUGAUUUCCAUUGAAAAUGGCUCAAAACCCAGGUACGAGGAGUUCUUCCUGAAGCAGUUCUUCGGGUUCGAGUACAUCCAAUAUGCGGCGCAGGUCCCGUCCGGGCUACCCUACAUCAGGUGAUGUUCUGCAACCUGGGAUCUCUUCAUGCUGAGAUGAGACCACGCAGGAAAAGUCAAUGAAACAGCAUGAGAGGUCAACGAGGGAAGGCCGGAAGAUUACCCUUGAACCAGGUACAUUGAGAUCAUCGAAUAAUCUUUAGUAUAUAGUUGAUAGAUCAUAUGAAUGGGUCUUGCUGAAACUCUCUGAGAUGGCCCAGUGUGUGAUAUUGUAUUAUUAUUACCUUGAAUCUAGCAUGCGGUUGAUGGAUUAUAUGAAUAUGAAUGGAUCUUACGGAAUCUCUCUAAGAUGGCCCGUGCGGUUGAGCUAUAGCAUGAUCCAGUGAGUGAUGCCGUAUUAUUACAUUGAAUAAUUCAUAUGAAUUAGCUGAUUCAUAAUUCUGGUUAUACAUUUCUUGCACCAUAAAUAUUUGAAAUGAAUGGAUUACGAGAAAAAUCAGAGAAAAGAACAGAAAAAGAGGAGCCCAUGCCUGAAUCAGUUUAUCUCCCCCGAAGAGCAGCUCCCAAGCUGUUCCAUCAUCCUCUUCAGCUCCUCCACCCUCUCCGCGCCGCCAUCUCUGGCGAGGAGGAACCCUUCCACCACUCUGAAGCUCCUCUCUGGCGGCCUCCUCCCCCUCUCCACCACCUCCUUGAAGCAGCUGCAGGCCUCCUCCACCCUCCCCCUGCAGCAGAGCGCCGUCACCAGCAGAUCCAGCGCAUGCCCAUGAGGGCAACAGCCCUUCCCCACCAGGUAUCUCCACAGGCUCAAGCCAAAGUCAACCCUCCGGUUCUCGCAGAAGAACUUCAUCAGCGCCACCACCGUUCUCGUCGCCGGCACGAAGUUCUUCUCCACCAUUCGCCGGUAGAGCCCACAAACUUCGUCGCCGGCGGCGGCGGCGGCGGCGCCGGCCGUCAGUCCCCAGAGAGCGGUGUGGUAGGUCACGUCGUCGGGGACGAUCCCCUUCUCCUCCAUCUCCUCCAUCAUCUCCACGGCCGACCAGCUCUGGUCCUUCCCCCGCACUAGCGCCGCCAUCAGCGCGUUGUAGGCGCCGGCGUCGUGGGUCAGAUAUCUUGCAGGCAUUUCAUCGAACAGGCGGCGGGCGAGGGAAGCAUCCUUGGCUACGCCGGCGCCGUGGACCAGAGUGGUCAUCGUCUCCAAUGUGGGCGAGCAGUUCUUCUCCUCCAUCUCCUGCAGAAACCGCAUGGCCUCUCGAAUCCGUCCCUUCUUGCAGUACCCAUCGAUCCGGAUGUUGAAGGUGACGACGUCCGGGGCGAAACCUCGGAGGAUCAUCUCGUGGAAGAACAUAUCCAUGGCCAUGAGAUUCCCCGUCUCCUUGAAACCCAGAAGCAGAGUGUUCAUCGUCCGCGAAUUCGGGGGGAACCUCGCGUGGAGCCGCCGGAAGACGGCGCGCGCCGCCAGCACUUGCCGCCGCGCGCAGAACGCCCUGAGCAGGACGUUGAACUCGUCCACCCCGAACUCCCUCCCCACGAAGACCUUCUCCAUCCUCUCGAAGGCCUCCAUGGUCUCCUCGAAGGUCCUGAACUUGGCGUACUUGGCGAGUAGGAUCCCCAUGGACUUGCUGCUGAGCAGAGAAGGGUCCGCCGCCGCCGCCGCCUCCUCCAGGAGCUCCCACGCGCGCUCCAAUUCGCCGGCGCGGGCCAGCGCGUGGAGGGCGGCGUCGAAGGCGCGCUGGCUCGGCCGGAGGUGGCGGCGAAGGGAGAAUCGGAGGAGCUCCAGGGACUUGAGGCUGUUGGCGUGGCCACGGAAGAGGCGGAAGAGGACGGCCUCGACAAGCUCCGGCGAGAGAAGGGGCGGCCCGAGAUGGCGUUCGAGGAGGGGAAGGAGGGGCCGGGAAGGGAAUGGGUGCUCAUUGAUGAGCUUGGUGAUGCGAUCGGUGACCGUCUCCAGUGGUGAUACGGCGGCUGGCGGCGGAGGCGGCGGCGGAGGGGGAAAGAAGAUGGGCGGCGGCAGCCUUAGCUUCCUCGCCGGAGUCAUGUCUGAGGUUGCUCCCACCGCCGGCAAGGCGACAUGUUCAGUGGGGAGAAGAAGAAGACCUAUAUAA
This is a messenger RNA of Spirodela intermedia, 9402 nucleotides long. The record is from the annotation of a GenBank genome assembly. Lineage: Eukaryota; Viridiplantae; Streptophyta; Magnoliopsida; Alismatales; Araceae.